Messenger RNA from Fonsecaea erecta, 447 nucleotides. RefSeq lists its product as hypothetical. Gene Ontology annotation, biological process: telomere capping. The coding region runs from base 1 to 447 and encodes 148 amino acids. The record is from RefSeq and is a predicted model, not a curated record. NCBI's taxonomy places the organism in Eukaryota, Fungi, Ascomycota, Eurotiomycetes, Chaetothyriales, Herpotrichiellaceae. Gene Ontology annotation, molecular function: single-stranded telomeric DNA binding. The transcript is spliced from 2 exons. Gene Ontology annotation, cellular component: CST complex.
AUGGUCGAAGGUGCACCAAAUGCGCCGGCCCCAAGCAAAUUGAUCUUCAUUCACGAGGUAGCAUCACUUCCUGCAGCGAGCAAGGUGAGACUAUUAGGCUGUAUCGUACAAUACGAUGCCGUCAGAGGUCGAAUCCUUCUCGAGCAUGCCUACCCGAGAAACGCCAGCCCGACUCCUCGGAUCUGGGUUGAUAUAAAUCUUGUCCUUGAAAAUGUGAGACCGCCUUUUCUGGAUCCAGGCACUUGGAUCAACGCAACUGGAUAUAUUCGGGCGUCGACGCCACCGACCAGAAAAGAGAGUGUAAAAGGGUUGCAGAAUGGACAUGACACGAUAUUCGUGCAAGCCGUCUUGAUCUGGGAUGCAAUUGCCGUCCGAAUAGAAGACUAUGAAGAUAUUCUAGAGGAACAGAGACGUGUGCAGCGACAAAUUGAGUCGGAUCGCAGUUGA